CGCAAGUCGCCCUCCCCAUUGCUUUUUGGCCCUCUCUCACUCUUCUCUCUCUCUCUCUAACCAGAGAUAUCUGAACUCUCUCUCCUGGCCUCUAACUUUUAAUGCGCUCUCUCUGUCUACAGUCAGAUUUUAAAGAUCUCUCUCUCUCUCUCUCUCAUCUCUCCAUGGCGACUGCCUUAAAUGCCGUGGCACUCCUAUCUCCUGUCUCGAGCACUGCCCCCUUCCGCCGCCCUGCUUCACCUGCCUUCGUGCCCUCACACCAGCGCGUGCUUGUUCGUGCCACUACUUCUGAUCCUCUUAUUCACUCUUCUUCUUCUAAUGAUUCUUCUGGUUCAUCUUCUGGUAAAGUAGGGCUUAGGAUCCCCGAAACAGUGGCUAGCCCUAAUGGCGGUGCUAUGAUUAACUUCAUUCCAUCUACUGAAUCCAAUGUUGAGCGUAUGAUCUUUGACUUCCGCUUUCUGGCACUUUUAGCUGUUGGAGGUUCCUUGGCUGGAUCCGUGUUGUGCUUUCUCAAUGGUUGUGUUUACAUUGUUGAUGCAUACAAGGUUUAUUGGACAAGCUGUCUAAGAGGUGUUCACACUGGGAAGAUGGUUCUCCGUUUGGUUGAGGCCAUUGAUGUUUAUCUCGCGGGCACUGUCAUGCUAAUAUUUGGCAUGGGAUUAUAUGGUCUAUUUAUUAGCAACGUGUCUCCUAAUGUACCUGCCUCUCAUGACCGUGCACUCGGGGGGUCUUCCUUGUUUGGAAUGUUUGCUCUUAAGGAGAGACCUCGGUGGAUGAAGAUAAGCUCUCUUGACGAAUUGAAAACAAAGGUGGGGCACGUCAUAGUCAUGAUUCUCUUAGUUAAAAUGUUUGAGAGGAGCAAGAUGGUGAACAUAGUGACUGGGCUCGAUCUUCUCAGCUACUCUGUUUGUAUCUUCCUGUCAUCUGCUUCUUUGUACAUUCUACAUAACCUACACAAAAAUGAAUGACCAGCCAUUUUCCAUUUCCUUCCAUGGAUGGGGGUCAACUGUAAAGAAGUUUUGUAUAUAUGGCUUGACUCUAGGGAGCUACUUAUUAACUCAUUGAUGUUUAGUAAUGCUGCUUAUUCCACCAAGAAUAUACAUGGAUUGUUUUUGGAACUAGAUC
Amborella trichopoda is the source of this 1125-nucleotide messenger RNA. RefSeq lists its product as uncharacterized. The record is from RefSeq and is a predicted model, not a curated record. Lineage: Eukaryota; Viridiplantae; Streptophyta; Magnoliopsida; Amborellales; Amborellaceae.